UCACCAUGCCAACAUCCGAAAUAUAUAUAUAAUAUAAGGAUUGAACAAGUCAAAAAAAUUGGUGGACUUUGUGGGGGCACACAAUGCGAGGGAGAAUCAAUAAAAAGGAUGCUUUAUUUAGGCCGUCAGCAGAGGUGAUUUUUCGGAGGGGCCAGGCGUCGGUGACAGUGUCUUCAAGCCAGAAGAUGGCGCUGCAGCUACUGAUGUUCCUGCUGAUGCCUUACCUGUCCUCUGCUUCCAUCUCUUGUUAUGGGGAUAAUGGCCAACCAGUAGACUGGUUCAUUGUGUACAAGCUUCCCCAUCUGGAUCGCAGCGCUGAGGCUGGAAUGAAGUACAUGUACCAGGAUGGUAACAGUGAAGGCUGGAAGGCAGGGGUGUCACUGAUGAACAGCACAGACAGCGCAGUAGGACGGACCGUCAGUCAGCUUUACAAGUUCUCACAGUCCCAGAAUGUGGCGUAUAUACUGUAUAACGAUCAGCCGCCUCACGACACAAGCAAUGAAGUGCGUGGCCACACCAAAGGUGUGAUUCUUCUGGACAAAGAAAGUGGAUUCUGGCUGGUACACAGCACCCCCGGUUUUCCCCCAUCUGCUUCUUCCCAGUACGACUGGCCCAGCAGUGCACAUCACUAUGGUCAAACCUUCAUCUGUGUCACUUACCCAUACCUGCAGUUCAAAGAAGUCGGAACGCAACUCCUGUACAACACCAUCACUCCAUAUGAUUCCUCUGUUCCUGACUGCUUCAGUGUGGAUCUACCUGACCUAAAGAAUGCAGCAACGAAGGCGGAAGUGAAGUCACCACCCUGGAACCGGCAAGUCACCCUCACUUCUGCAGGAGGCAAAAAAUUUGUGAGUUUUGCCAAGCAUGCCAGAUUUGGAGACGACCUGUACUCCGGCUGGGUGUCAGAGGCUUUGAAGUCCGAUCUGUGUGUUCAGUUUUGGUUAAAUUCCAGGGGAAUCCUCCAAUCGAAUUGCUCCCUGGCGUAUCACACAUUUAACGCCCUGAAUAUCUCCUUUGACCCCAAUGUCGCGUUCUCCUCACAUAAAGACCACUCCAAGUGGUGUGUAACCUGGUCGGACGGUCCUGGCUGGGCAUGCAUUGGCGAUAUGAACCGGGACAAGGAGGAGAUGCAGAGAGGAGGGGGCACCGUGUGUCUCCAGGACACCACCGUAUGGAAGUCCUUCAAAACCCUGGUGACGGAUUAUAGCAAAUGUCAGGGGAGCCGAGGAAAGAUAGGUUAACAUUCAUCCUCUGUAUAUACAGAUAAAAGCUUGGACAGGAAUGAGGAAGAGGAUUCUGGGAA
Molecule: messenger RNA, 1303 nt
Organism: Rana temporaria (common frog)
Lineage: Eukaryota; Metazoa; Chordata; Amphibia; Anura; Ranidae
Gene: DNASE2
Product: deoxyribonuclease 2, lysosomal
Exons: 8
Coding region: 84-1241 (385 amino acids)
Biological process (GO): apoptotic DNA fragmentation
Molecular function (GO): deoxyribonuclease II activity
Source: RefSeq, a predicted model, not a curated record